This is a messenger RNA of Pyrus x bretschneideri (Chinese white pear), 3430 nucleotides long. RefSeq lists its product as uncharacterized. The record is from RefSeq and is a predicted model, not a curated record. The coding region runs from base 278 to 3244 and encodes 988 amino acids. The transcript is spliced from 6 exons. Lineage: Eukaryota; Viridiplantae; Streptophyta; Magnoliopsida; Rosales; Rosaceae.
UAUUCUCACUCGCUCUCUCUCUCUCUCAAAUCAAUCUCAAUUAAACAAAACCAUUUUCAAGUCCGACACCACACUGCGAAGAAAGUCGGUGGGGAAGAAAGAGAAACUGGAGAGAGAAAGAAAGCAGAAGCUCACAAGAGAAACCGAAACGAACUACCGUAGAUUCUCAGAGCCAACGCCGCCGAUCCAAUCGCCACCUCAGAUGCCGGCAGCUCCUCCGGCCGCAUUAUCGCCGGAAUGACAGAUCCUCAGCUCCUCGCCGCUCACAGGGGUUGAAAUGAACGGGAUGCAGAUCGGCAAAGCUCUUAACGCGGACAAGCCUUCCCCGGGAUGCUUGGGAAGAAUGGUGAACCUCUUUGAUUUGGGUAAUGGGGUUUCUGGAAAUAAGCUGCUCACUGAUAAACCGCACCGUGAUGUUUUGGUAGGCUCUUCACUCUCAAGGAGUCAAUCAGAUGUGGCAACAAUGUUGGGCCCUCCCCCCUUUGGAGAUCACAUAGAUGAUAAAGUGAUUGUGUCAGAGUUAAGAAGAAGUUCAUCAAACAAUAAAGCAAGUGGAACACCCAUAAAGAUCCUUUUAGACCGAGAAAUGUCAAAAGAAGUGGUGUCUAAGAAGAAUCCGCCCAACUUGGUUGCUAAAUUGAUGGGGCUUGAUGCUCUCCCACUUGAGCAGUCCGAUUCAGCUUCACAAAGAAGUCAUACAAACAGUUAUUCGCAAGGUACUAAUAACAGCAUGCCAUUGGGAUGUUGGCAGCAAGAAGAUGGGUUUUUGGACAACGGAAUUCCACGCGAAUUUCAUCAGUGUUCAGAGCAGAAUGAUUACAAAGAUGUUUAUGAAGUCUGGCAACAACCUCAGAAGGCAAAUUAUGGAAGAAAUAUGUCGCCGCAGAAGGGAAGGUAUAAUGAAAAAGUUAACGAGAAGAAGAUGACUCUUGUUCGUCAGAAGUUCAUGGAAGCGAAACGCUUGGCCACCGAUGAGAGGCUUCGCCAGUCCAAGGAGUUCCAAGAUGCACUUGACGUAUUAAGUUCCAAUAGAGAAUUGUUCCUCAAGUUUCUGCAAGAACCUAAUUCCUUAUUUUCUCAGCAUCUACAUGAAUUACAAUCUAUUCCUUCCCAGCCUACGGAGACAAAGCGGAUCACUGUUCUCAGACCUUCAAAGAUGGUUUCUAGUGAAAAAUUAUCAGGCAUAGGGGACAAGAAUGAUGAACAGACAAAGAAAUCAGCUCAGGUCAGUCAAGCAGCUGCAUGGGACAAAGGCCACGAUGGAUACUCUCCUACUAUUGUUGAUCAGGAAGUUGAUGGAUAUCCGGCUCCACCAACUCGGAUAGUGGUAUUAAGGCCUAGCCCUGGGAAGGCUAAUGACAUUAAGGCUGUGGUUUCUUCACCCACCUCAUCACCAAGAGUUUUACAUGGUGAAAACUUCUAUGAGGAACCUGAAGAUGAUGAGGAGCGAGAAUCAAGAGAAGUUGCAAAGGAGAUCACGCAGAAGAUGCGUAAUAAUUUGAUGGGUCAUCGGAGGGACAAAACUUUGAUUUCCUCUGUAUUUUCCAAUGGCCAUACCGGUGAUGAAAGUUCAUUUUACAAAUCAGACCAUGAAUAUGCAGGAGGAAAUCUCAGUGAUUCUGAAGUUAUGUCGCCAUCUUCUAGGCAUUCAUGGGAUUACGUCAAUAGGUUUGGCAGCCCUUUUUCUUCGUCCUCCUUCAGCCGCAUGUCAUGUUCGCCAGAAUCAUCCGUUUGCAAAGAGGCGAAGAAGCGACUUUCUGAAAGAUGGGCAAUGAUGGCACUAAAUGGGAAUCCUCAGGAACAAAGACUUGCUCGGAGGAGCUCUAGUACACUGGGAGAGAUGCUUGCCCUUUCAGAGAUAAAGAAGCCAGAAAGAUCUGAGGAUGACAGUAUUCAGAAGGAACAAGAACCAAGGGAAUCAGUUUCAUGCUUGCCUAUUGAUUCUAGAAAAGAAGAUGGUGCUGUUGAUUCUCCCAGAAGUCUUUUGAGGUCAAAAUCUCUCCCUGUAUCUUCUACAGUAUAUGGUGGCGGGGUCAAUGUUCAAGUUUCAGAUCCCGAAGCUGUAAAGACAGAUGUUCCCAAAGAGCUAACAAAGGCAAAGAGCAUGAAAUCAUCGCUAAAAGGGAAAGUCUCAAGUUUAUUUUUCUCCAGAAAUAAGAAAUCAAAUAAAGGGAAAUCUAGCGAAUCUCAAUCUGCCCUUGCUGAACCACCAAAUUCUCUGGUUCCUCCUGGCAUAAUUAGUGGUGAUGCAUCUCAGUGUGCUAAUGAUGGUGGUUUUGAAGGUUGUCUGUCUCCUGCUUUAUUUGGAUAUUUAGGAAAAGAAUCUCCACAUGUAACAAGAAUGGGACAAAACCAAGGCACCGUUCCACACGAGGCAGGGUUGUGUGUGGCAAAGCAUGUGGUGCCCGGUUGUGUUGGUGAGAAUCCGGAUCAACCAAGUCCAAUAUCAGUUCUAGAACCACCGUUCGAAGAGGAUGACAAUACAGCCCAGGAAUCCUCCGUGCAUUUGAAGCAAGACCACCUAGGUAGACUUCUUAAGUCUAACUUGAUUGACAAAUCACCACUUAUAGGAUCAAUUGCGCGGACGCUGUCAUGGGAUGAGUCUUGUGCAGAGACAGCCACACCGUAUCUAUUAAAAUCCCCUUCGGUUUCAACUGAGGAGGAAGAACAAGACUGGCAUGCCACUGUCCAGACUCUUUUAUCCGCAGCUGGCCUAGACGGCGAGGUGCAGUGCGACUCCUUUUUCGCAAUAUGGCAUUCGCUUGAUAGUCCUUUGGACCCGUCUCUGAGAGACAAGUACUCCAACCUAAGUGACAAAGAGCCUCUGCAUGAGGCUAAACGAAGGCGAUUGCGAUCAAGUCAGAAGCUUGUAUUCGACUGCGUGAAUGCAGCCUUGAUGGACAUCACCGGUCAUGGGUCCGACAGCUGCUCAAGGACCACGUCAUGCAGCGGGGCCCAUGACAGGUUCGUAGAGGGUGAUUCUCCUCUGUUGGCUGACCGUGUGUGGGCCCGAAUGAAGGAAUGGUUUUCUGAUGAGGUGAGGUGUGUUUCGGAUGGUGGCGGGGACAUCAGCGGCCUGGUGGUGGAGAGGGUGGUGGAGAGAGUGGUGAAGAAGGAGGUUGUCGGGAAGGGGUGGUCGGAACACAUGAGAUUGGAAAUUGAUAAUUUGGGGAGGGGCAUAGAGGGGAAGUUGCUGGAGGAGCUGGUGGAGGAGGCAGUGGUGGAUUUGACAGGGAGGACAUGAUGAGGAUUUUGUUUCAUUUUCUAUUUAAGAUUUUUACUGUAACUCUGUGUAUUUGAUUUUCGACAAUGGUGGGCCCAAAAAACCCACCUUAAUUGUUUAAUGCCACAAAAUGUUUCAGUUGAUCAUUAUUUGAUAAAUGUGCCCACUCUCUGUUUAUAUACAAAAUUGUUAAAAAUCAUUCUGGUU